AUGGUCGACAGGCCCGCCCUGGCCGGCACAGAAGCCCACCACCAUUGCACCACAAGUGCACUUGCUCCUGUGGCGGCCAUCAUCCCCCCGCCCCCCGACAUUCAGCCCGUGAUCGACAAGCUGGCAGAAUACGUGGCUCGCAACGGCCUCAAGUUUGAGACCAGCGUCCGUGCCAAGAACGACCAGAGGUUCGAGUUCCUGCAGCCCUGGCACCAGUAUAACGCCUACUACGAGUUCAAGAAGCAGUUCUUCCUCCAGAAGGAAGGGGGCGACAGGGCACAGGCUGUGUCAGCACCAGAAGAGGCUCCUGCAGAAUCUGCUCCCGAAAAGCCGAGUGACGGUGGGGAGGAGGGUGUGUGUGAAGACUCGGCCGACGCAGCGAGAGGCGGCCCCACGGGGAAGAAGGAGGCGUCAUCCAGUAAGACUGUGGCAGACGGGAAGCUGGUCAAAGCUUCAUUUGCUCCAAUAAGCUUUGCAAUCAAGGCCAAAGAAAAUGAUCUACUUCCCCUGGAAAAAAAUCGUGUUAAGCUAGAUGAUGACAGUGAUGAUGAUGAAGAAGGCAAAGAAGGCCAAGAAAGUUCUAGUAGUGCUACAAACACUAACCCGGCAGUUACCCCACCCUGUGUAGUUGUUGAGGAGAAGCGGCCUCAACUUACCCAGGAGGAGCUAGAAGCGAAGCAAGCAAAGCAAAAGCUGGAGGACCGACUUGCAGCUGCUGCCAGAGAGAAGCUGGCCCAGGCGUCUAAGGAAUCGAAGGAGAAACAGCUUCAAGCAGAACGUAAAAGGAAAGCAGCUUUAUUUUUGCAAACCUUAAAAAAUCCUCUGCCAGAAGCAGAAGUCGGAAAAGUUGAGGAAAAUCCUUUCAGCGUGGAGGAAGUCAGUACUGUGUCCUGUGCGCUACCGGCCGGAGGCAGACCUUUGCCAGCUUCAGACGUUAAACCCCCAGAAGGGCCCUCCAGCAAAAGUAAAGACCCACCGAGGGAAGAAGAGAAGGAGAGGAAGAAGAAAAAGCACAAAAAGCGGUCUCGCACAAGGUCGCGCUCCCCCAAGUACCACUCAUCCUCCAAAUCCAGGCCCAGGUCCCACUCGAAAGCAAAGCACUGUCUCCCCAGUGCCUAUCGGACGGCGCGGCGCUCCAGGUCACGAUCCCGGUCCCCUCGGAGAAGAGCACACUCUCCCGAGAGACGGAGGGAAGAAAGGAGUGUCCCCACGGCCUACCGGAUGAGUAACAGCCCGGGCGUCAGCAGGAAGCGGACCCGGUCCAGAAGCCCCCAUGAGAAGAAGAAGAAGAGGCGCUCACGGUCACGGACCGAGUCCAAGGCCGGGUCCCAGUCGGCAUCCCCGAGCAAGCAGGCCACACGCCGGCACACAGCCCACUCGGCCAGCAUCUCUCCCGUGGAGAGUCGGGGCUCCAGCCAGGAGCGCUCCAGGGGAGUUUCUCAGGAAAAAGACGGCCAGAUCUCCUCGGCAAUUGUCUCCUCCGUGCAGAGCAAAAUAACUCAGGAUCUCAUGGCCAAAGUGAGGGCGAUGCUCGCCGCUUCCAAGAACAUGCAGACCAGUGCCUCCUGAGACGCGGGCGUCGUGCUGGCCCAGCGCCCGGGCUGUGGGGCCGGAGAGCCAAGCAGCUCCCGCGUGCACAGACCCAUCCAACGCCGUCCACAUUCUCCCCCAGGGACGCCCCUGGGCAGUUGGUGGUUUUUGUAAAUUAAUUUUUGAUGACAUUUUCAGUUUAAGAUUUUUGACCAGCAGUCUCUUACCUGUAUAUUUGUAAAUAAUAUCAUGUUUCUGUGAAAAUGUAUUAUCAAAUAAAAUGGGAGGAAA
This is a messenger RNA of Neomonachus schauinslandi (Hawaiian monk seal), 1821 nucleotides long. RefSeq names its product splicing factor SWAP. Lineage: Eukaryota; Metazoa; Chordata; Mammalia; Carnivora; Phocidae. The transcript has 13 exons. Gene Ontology annotation, biological process: mRNA 5'-splice site recognition; RNA processing. The record is from RefSeq and is a predicted model, not a curated record. Gene Ontology annotation, molecular function: RNA binding. Bases 1 to 1569 code for a protein of 522 amino acids.